This is a messenger RNA of Zeugodacus cucurbitae (melon fly), 4573 nucleotides long. Its product is annotated as transcriptional regulator ATRX homolog. The transcript is spliced from 4 exons. The record is from RefSeq and is a predicted model, not a curated record. Gene Ontology annotation, molecular function: ATP-dependent chromatin remodeler activity; ATP hydrolysis activity; ATP binding. Bases 273 to 4112 code for a protein of 1279 amino acids. Gene Ontology annotation, cellular component: nucleus. NCBI's taxonomy places the organism in Eukaryota, Metazoa, Arthropoda, Insecta, Diptera, Tephritidae.
UUCUCGGACACGCGAACGCUCAACUGGAAGUAUACUCACGAAACACAUCUUGUCGUUGAUCUGUGUAUACCUGCAAAGUUACAAAUUCCGAUUUUUAGCGGCGUUUGAUUAUUUGUGUUUUUAAGAAGGGAUCGUAGAAAAAUUCUUCGCAAAAACAUUGGAAAAAACUGAUGUUUUCGUUUACGGUGGAAAAUUGAUCACUAUCUAAGGACUGGUGAAAACUGUUUGAAUAACAGGAACUACGUGGUUUAUUUGUUUGUAAAAUAGCAUCUAUGGGCCAAGAAAAAGUACACUCGGAUUCUGAUGCAAAUUCAGCGGAAGACAGUAAUAUUCACAGCGCAACGACCAAUAAUAAAGUUAACUCCAAAUUUGAUCCCGAAAAUAAGGAUAAAAAUGAAUCUGAUUCCCUCAGCGCAAGAAGCACAAGAACCCGUUCAUCGAAUAUAUUAUCUUUAAAUACAAACUCUGAAAAAAUAGCGCCUCUGCAAAAAACUGGAAAUGAAUUCAAAGUGCGUGUUGUACCUUUAGAAAAACUAUUGGAGAGACCAAUAGGGAAUAAAAUUAAAGAAAAUAAUAAACUGAUAUCGGAAACCCAGUCAAGGCGAUUGCCUGACCGCAAGAAUAGAAAUAAUUGUACAUUAAUAGAGUUGAGUGACAGUGAGGAUAGCGUAGGAGACCAGGAAAAAGAAGUAUCAAAACCAAAAAAAAUUAAAUCGCUUUUUGCAAAAUCAGGCGAGUUGGCGCAAGACGAAAAAUCGAAUCCUUUUGACGGAGUACUGCCCCGCAUCAGGCAGUGUACUGUUCGCAUAAAAAGGACAAUUUUUCCAACAUCUUCAAGUCUCUUAAAUCAAAAUUCGACUAUAACUAAAGUCAACGGUGGAGAUAAAACUAUAAAAAAUCAAAGCAAGGAAGAUCUUGGUUUUAGUAAAAAGAAUCCAUACCUCGAAAAAAAGUCAUCAGCAUCGAUUAGAAAACUAGUUAUGAAUUCUGAUUCAGAUGAAUCAGACUCGGUUACAUUUGAAAACGUUAACAACUUUGACGAUCAUUCUGAAGUGGAGUCGGAUGACAAAAGUAGUGAUAGUGAAGUGAUACCAGCACGCAAAAAGAGAGUUUUUAAUAAAAGAAAGAAAAGUAGUGAUGAUGAUUCCGACUUUACACCACAACCCGUUCCGAAAAAGCGUGGACGACUCCGUCGUGGUAAAGAUAGUAGUGAUGAUGAUGAUGGUGAUGACAAGCGAAAGGGAAAGGUCAAAAAGGAUGCUAAAUCAGAUGAUGAAGAUGCUGAUGAGAAAAAUAAAAACAAGCGCAAACAUAUCCGAAAAAUAAUAAAAACCAAGGAUCUCGACAUUACCACAAAGAAUGCUACUAAAGAGGAAGAAGAGCGACGCAAACGCAUAGAGGAACGUCAAAAAUUAUAUAAUCAAAUAUACGAAAAGCCGGAAAAUGUUGAAGUAACGGAAUUAGUACUAGACUUUGAUGAAGAUACUAAGAAACCAUUGUUGGAAGUAGAUAGAGGCAUUCUAAAAAAAUUAAAACCUCAUCAAGUAGCAGGUGUUAAAUUUAUGUGGGAUGCUUGCUUUGAAACCAUGAAGGAAGCUGAAGAUAAUGCUGGUUCUGGUUGCAUUUUGGCUCAUUGCAUGGGUUUGGGAAAGACAUUACAAAUAGUCACUCUGUCGCACACUUUAUUAGUAAGUUCAAGUCGAACAGGAGUAGAACGUGUAUUAAUAAUAACACCAUUGAGCACCCUUAAUAAUUGGGCACGUGAAUUCCAUCACUGGAUAGCAUUUGCUAAUAAACGUAAUGUGGAAGUAUAUGAUAUGUCCAAGUACAAGGACAAGCCAACAAGAAUUUUUAAACUAAAAGAAUGGUUCGAAGAGGGCGGCGCAUGCGUUAUAGGUUACGAUAUGUACCGUAUAUUAGCUAACGAAAAGGCAAAAGGUUUACGCAAGAAACAACGUGAAACAUUGCAGCAAGCGUUAGUCGACCCGGGCCCAGAUCUAGUUGUUUGUGAUGAAGGUCACUUACUGAAAAAUGAGAAAACAUCCAUUAGUAAAGCAGUUACUAAAAUGAGAACUAAAAGACGAAUUGUUCUGACUGGUACACCACUUCAGAACAAUCUUAAAGAAUAUUAUUGCAUGAUUCAAUUUAUCAAACCAAAUCUUCUUGGAACAUAUAAGGAGUAUUUGAAUCGUUUUGUGAAUCCUAUCACCAAUGGUCAAUAUACAGAUUCGACCGAGCGAGAUAUUCGCCUUAUGAAACAUCGAUCUCAUAUUUUGCAUAAAAUGCUGGAAGGAUGUAUUCAAAGGCGUGACUAUUCGGUGCUGGCACCAUAUCUGCCUCCUAAGCACGAAUAUACUGUUUAUACAACUCUUUCUGAUCUGCAACAGCAGAUAUACGAAUAUUACAUGACGACUCAGAGGGAUCUUAGUGGUUCUGAUAUUAGUGGAAAGGGAGCGCGUUUGUUUCAGGAUUUUCAAGAUUUGCGUCGCAUAUGGACUCAUCCAAUGAAUUUACGAAUGAAUAGUGAUACGGUUAUACGUAAACGACAGCAGGCCAAUGAAUCGGACUCUAUGGAGGAUUUUAUUGAUGAUGAUGAUGAUGAUGAUGUUGAGAGUGUUACCGGUUCGGAUACGUCUGUAGAUUCAUCGAAAUCAUUCGCCAGCGGUGGUGGUGGGGGUGGCAGUGGAAAUGGUGGUGUACAAAGUAGAAGUAAAGUUGCCCGUUCGUGCAGUCGCAAGCAGAUAGAUAAAGAUAGUGAUAUUGAAGAGUUGGAACCGCCGCAACCAGAAGCUGAUCCGUCAGAAUGGUGGAAACGCUUUGUUGAGGAAAAGGAGUUGAACAAUAUACAUCAUUCCCCAAAACUGGUGAUACUAAUGAACUUGUUACAAGAAUGUGAAGUUAUUGGCGACAAACUUCUUGUGUUUUCGCAAUCCUUGCAAUCUAUUGAUGUCAUCGAACAUUUUUUGUCAUUAAUAGACAGUAAAACUCGAGGAUACGAAUAUGAAGGUGAUGUCGGUGAUUUCAAAGGUUACUGGCAGCCGGGAAUUGAUUAUUUCCGUCUUGAUGGCUCAUGCUCCGUGGAAAGUCGUGAAGCUAUGUGCAAGAAGUUUAACGAUGUUAACAAUUUACGUGGCCGUCUGUUUCUUAUUUCAACUCGUGCGGGGGGCUUGGGUAUAAACUUGGUUGCAGCGAAUCGUGUUGUAAUAUUCGACGUAUCUUGGAACCCUUCUCAUGACACCCAAAGCAUUUUUCGAGUUUAUCGUUUUGGUCAAGAGAAACCGUGUUAUAUUUAUCGCCUAAUAGCCAUGGGUACAAUGGAGCAGAAGGUAUAUGAGCGUCAAGUAGCAAAACAGGCAACAGCUAAGAGAGUUAUAGAUGAACAACAAAUUUCUCGCCACUACAAUCAAUCUGAUCUACAGGAACUUUAUACUUAUGAAUUGAAACCAGCAAGUGAACGUGAAAUACCUAUUUUACCAAAAGAUCGCUUAUUUGCAGAACUGCUCAGUAAACACGAAACGAUGAUAUUUAAAUAUCAUGAACAUGACUCACUUUUAGAGAAUGAAGAAAGCGAGAAUCUUAAUGAUGCUGAACGCAAGGCUGCUUGGGCGGAAUAUGAAGCAGAAAAGACACGUAGUGUCCAAACUGCCCAAUAUAUGUCAUAUGAUCGAGGUGCUUUUGGUGGUCAGUUAGGCAAUUCGACUGGCGGAGUAACCUCCAAUCGUAUUUUUGGUUUUCGCUCAGAUGUACUGCUUCAGUUACUCAAUAUGAAGAUCGUAAAGGAUCAUCCGGAAAUAACGCAUACACAAGCUCUACAGCUUGUUCCCACAUACUUGCAACAUUUAUAUACCGAAAUGAAUAACAAUAAUCCUACAAUGUAUAAAGAGCUGUUAUCAUUACACGCAACACUUGCUCACCCAAGUGGAAUGUAUAUGAGUCCACUUUUAUACGCAAAUCAAAAUCCGAAUGCAGCAGGAUAUUACCAAUCGUCCAGUGGACAGGGUGGACAACAGGUGCCAGCUGCAGGAGAGAACUCACAAGCCACUCCAUCAGGUGCAGGAUUUAGUACUGCCCCACCUGGCUUCAAAGAGAAUGAGGUAUACGAGAUUGAUUAAGUGGAGAUUUCUUAGAAAAGAUUCGCUCCGUUCUGGCUUAAUAUUUAUGAAUAACUAAUGCACAGAGAAUGACGAACGAUCUAUAUUCUGAAUGUAAGGAGGCUCUGAAUAAAUUGUAUACAUUUGUGUUUGGAAAGUUUACAGUCCUGAUUGUAUCGGUACUUGCUCUUAGUUGUAGUGACAAAUAUGUAGUUGCCCCCAUGAGCACACUAAUUAUAUGUUAUAUAUAUUUUAAAAACACCAUCUUACAGAGUACGUAGAAAUAUCUCCGAAGAUAGAAUGUUUAAGUUUACUUUGCAUUGAGGUUAAUUAUAAGAAAAUACAUAUAUUAAUAAUACAUAAAUAUUCGUACAUAAGCACCUUAUUUUAUUAUUAUUAUUUUUUUUUCAAACACAAAAUUGCAAGCACAUAAAAUCAUUUGAGUGACUUUAUUCAAUAAAUAACAGAAACAAGAAAAUGUA